This is a messenger RNA of Perca flavescens (yellow perch), 3497 nucleotides long. It is a transcript of the gene col6a1, whose product is annotated as collagen, type VI, alpha 1. The transcript has 35 exons. The record is from RefSeq and is a predicted model, not a curated record. The coding region runs from base 196 to 3225 and encodes 1009 amino acids. NCBI's taxonomy places the organism in Eukaryota, Metazoa, Chordata, Actinopteri, Perciformes, Percidae.
CCCCCCCCUCACUGUGCGCUCUGGUCUUCUUCUGCGCGUUCUGUCUCGCCUCGGACAAACUGCGGCGGAGCGCUGGAUCACCAAAAGUUUGCCCAAUCGGUUUAGAGGUACCGAGCUUGGGGACGGAGUGGUUCGGUGUUGGUUUUUCUGGGGAUUUGUGUGUAGUCCCUCUUUUAGUUCUUUUGCAGUUUAACCAUGGAGAGUCUUAGAGCUCUCCUCGCGCUGCUGUGCGUUUUUCUGGCUGGAGCGCAAACGCAAAUCCAAAGAAACGUGUUUUCGGAAUGUCCGGUUGACCUUUUCUUUGUACUGGAUACAUCUGAGAGUGUCGCCCUCAGACAGAAACCUCCCGAAUAUUAUAUUAACCAGCUCAAAGAUUUCACCAUUGAAUUCAUAGAUGAACUCAAGGAAAUGCAGCACCGCUGUGACCGCACCCUGACGUGGAACUCAGGUGCACUGCACUACAGUGACGAAGUCAAACUUGUACGACAUCUGAGUGACAUGAGGACUCAACGCGCCGCCCUGAAGGCUGACAUCCAAGGCAUCGCCUACAUCGGCAAGGGCACAUAUACUGACUGUGCCAUCAAGCAGGGCCUUGCUGAGCUGCUCUCCAGCGGCUCCCACUACCAAGACAACAAGUACAUCGUGGUAGUGACUGAUGGCCAUCCUAUUACUGGUUACAAGGAGCCAUGUGGAGGCGUGCAGGAGGCUGCUAAUGAAGCCAAGCAACACAGAGUUAAAGUGUUCGCCGUUGCCAUCUCACCUGACCAGGAGGACACCAGGCUGUCACUCAUUGCCACAGACCCGUCCUACAGACAGAACUUUACUGCUGCAGAUGAGUCCAGAUCCACCAAGACAAAAACCAUUCGUACCAUCAUCGAUAUGAUCACAAACGAGACAAAGGAUGCGUGUUGCUCUUUCGAAUGCAAUGCUCCGGGAGGGCUUCCAGGGAAAAAUGGAGACAUUGGCGCUAAGGGAGAAACAGGUAGACCAGGGAUGCCAGGAGAGAAAGGAGAUGUUGGUGACGUGGGCAACGUUGGAGACCCUGGUCCUGUUGGUUAUAGUGGAAUGAAGGGAGACCAAGGUGGCAAAGGAGAAAAGGGUGAAAGAGGACACAAAGGCUACAAGGGCGACAAAGGUCGAAGUGGAAUGGAUGGAACUGAUGGACGCAAGGGUGAACCGGGUUUCGCUGGUCUUUCUGGCUGUAAAGGAUCUCCCGGAUCAGACGGCAAGCAGGGAGAGCCUGGACCAAAGGGAGACCCUGGUCCUUAUGGACAGAAAGGAGGAAAGGGAGAUCCUGGAAGAGACGGGGAACCAGGAAGGCCUGGAAACUAUGGCAAAAUGGGACCUCCGGGUGAGCCGGGCCCUCGCGGAAACAACGGGGACAAAGGAGAGCGCGGUGAUGAUGGUGCACCUGGACAGGAUGGAGCUCGCGGCGAGAGAGGACAAGUUGGAGAGAAGGGCGAGCCAGGUUCCCGUGGAAACAGAGGUCCAAGAGGAGACCCGGGGGAGCCAGGACCCCGUGGAGAGCAGGGGAGGGAGGGCUCAGCUGGCCCCAACGGAGACCCUGGCGAGCCUGGCAGGGCCGGAUCUCCUGGCUACAGAGGAGAUGAAGGCCCACCUGGACCUGAAGGACCCAAAGGGCCGAGAGGAAUCAAAGGAGCUCCGGGAGACAGAGGCCAGCUGGGGGAGAGGGGAGAAGAUGGUGUGCCAGGAAAUGGCACUGCAGGUUGUCCUGGUUUCCAGGGUUAUCCUGGGCCCCGCGGAGACCCUGGUGAGCCGGGUGGCAAAGGAACCCCUGGACCCAAAGGAGAUGACGGAGAUGCCGGAGAUCCAGGCCCCGAUAACAACCAACCAGGACCUUUAGGACCUAAAGGGGCCAAAGGUCACAGAGGACCCGAGGGCAAUCCGGGACCUCCUGGGCCUCCUGGACCACCAGGAACUGAUGAAUGUGAAAUUCUGGAUAUCAUCAUGAAGCUCUGCUCUUGUUGUGAGUGCAAGUGUGCCGCUAUGGACCUAGCGUUCAUUGUGGACAGCUCAGAGAGUAUCGGUGCCACAAACUUUGCUCUCGCCAAAGACUUUAUCAUCACAGUCAUAGACAGACUGACAAAAGACCAGCAACUCAAGUUUGCAGGUAAUGACUCUGGGUUAAGUGUAGUCCAGUACAGUGGAUCGCAAGCCCAAGAAAUUGUCCGACUGGGCAAGGGGAUUGGUAGCCUCCUCGCAUUUAAACAGAAAGUGAGAGAAAUGAAGUGGCUGGCUGAGGCCACGUACACAGGCGAGGCCCUUGACUUUGCUCUGAAGAACACAAUCGUUGAAAUGACUCAUGAGAACAAAGUUGUUAUCGUUCUCACGGACGGACGUUCUGAUAUUUCAAGGGAUACGAUUCCCCUCAACGUACUCUGUGGUAAUGAUCUCCGGGUGGGUGGUUUAGGAGUGAAGGACUACUCAGGCCGUGAGCCCAACAACGAGCAGCUUGGGGAAUUGGUUUGUAAGAAUGACCCCAAACCAGGCUUUUCCUUUGUCCUGGACAACUUUGCAGAGCUGUUAGAUGACUCUUUCCUGCAGAACCUCACAGCCAGAAUCUGUCAAGAAAAGAGGUGCCCUGACUACAAAUGUCCCAUCUCUUUCUCUGAAAGUGCCGAUAUUUUGGUGAUGAUGGACAGCUCGGCCAGUGUGGGCCAGAAGAACUUUCAAACAAGCAAGGACUUUGUCCACCGCUUGGCCGAGCGUUUCCUGACUAGCGAGAAGAAGCGCGGUGCCACUGUCAGAGUGGGUCUGGGCCAGUACAGCCGAAGCGCCAGUAUGGAGCAGGCGCUAACUACCAAUUUGACCGUGCUGUCUCGUCGCAUCGAACAGGCGGCCUUCCAAAAUGACGGCACCGACGUGUUAGAAGCCAUGGCAUUUGCCAUGAAGAAUUUACGUGGCCGUGGGGAUGCAUCAGGAGGCAGGAAGAAGCUGGUGCUGUUCUCUGACGGCAGGUCUCAGGCCGUCACCGAGCCCCAGCUGGAAAAGCGCGUUCGUGAGGUGGCGGACGCCGGGGUGGAGCUCUUUGUCAUCUCCGUUGGCAGCCAAGUCAAUGAGGCCAACCUGCGCACGCUGGUGAGCAGGGGGCGGCGGGACGACAUCACCUACGCCCAGCGCCACCUGUUCCGUGUCCCAGACUACGCCUCUCUGCUCCGCGGAGUCUUCCACCAAACCGUCUCCCGCAGGGUGUCCAUGCCCUGAGGGAGGGGCCCUCGGACAACAGGACCAACACGCUUUAGAUUUUUAGUCCCAAUAUGAAUAUUCAGUCUCACUCAUUUACCAUACACUUUGUUUGAGUAAAACCUUUUUUUUUUUUUUUUUUUUUUUUUUUUAAAAAGUCUCACAAUAUGACGAAUGAUUGUGUGGCGCGUUAUUAUGUAACCCACGUAACUUUAGUGGUUAAGGUUAAGAUAGCCGAUUGGUCAGGGGAUAGGACCUGAACAAAUCGGGUUACGUUACCUUGCGUAAGCAUG